AUAGAACUCCAUGUUUAUAUCAUUGAGUCAUGGUUUCACAUCUACACACCAUACUUAUUGUACCAUUUAAUAUAAACACCCAAUUUUUAUAGAAAAAUGGAUUCAUAUGAUAACAUGCCUGACUCUUAAAAGUCAAAAACAUAAAUGAAGGUUGUACAAGUAUAAAGCCACAUAAUUCACAAACCCAAAAUUCCAAAACUCCUAAAUCAAUUCCCACACACAUCUACAAAAGCUAAACAUGGGGGAAAAAGAGCAAGUUAGACCAUUGGCUCCAGCUGUUGUAGAUCACCACCAUAGCAACAACAGCGACGAAGAGACGGUCUUGAAGAAACCCUCCCAUCGAAGGAAAUACAUCAAGUGGGGUAGUUGCUUGGUUGCAGCCAUAAUCGUCGUGGUCGUGAUAGUUGUGACCUUGAUUUUCACCAUCUUUAAGGUUAAAGAACCCGAGAUCAGGAUGAAUGGCGUUACGGUUGACAAUCAUGGUUUUAUGGUUGGCACCAUCCCAGGUCCAGGGACCAAUAUCUCUUUAAUAGCAGAUAUAUCGGUUAAAAACCCGAAUUAUUCGUCUUUCAGGUACAAAAACACGACAACGAGCCUAUACUACCGCGGGGCGGUGAUAGGAGAGGCACGAGGGCCACCCGGAAAAUCGAAGGCGCGGCGUACAACUAGAAUGAACGUUACACUCGACAUAAUUGUUGACAGUCUAUUGAAGGACCCUAAUUUACAAAAUGAUUUGGGUACAGGUUUAUUGACCAUGAGCAGUUACACAGUAGUUGGUGGUAGGGUCAAAAUUUUGAACAUUAUAAAGAGACAUGUGACUGUGAGGAUGAACUGCACCAUGAAAGUCAACAUUUAUAGUAGAGCAAUUGAAGACCAAGAGUGUAAGAAAAAAGUCAAACUCUAGAGUACUAGUCACCAUUUUUUUUUUUUUGAAUUGUAUGUGGUAUAUGUAUACAUAUGAACAUAUAUUAGCUGUAAACAAUAAAUAGUUUAGUUUCUUGUA
Molecule: messenger RNA, 1003 nt
Organism: Helianthus annuus (common sunflower)
Lineage: Eukaryota; Viridiplantae; Streptophyta; Magnoliopsida; Asterales; Asteraceae
Product: late embryogenesis abundant protein At1g64065
Exons: 2
Coding region: 239-904 (221 amino acids)
Source: RefSeq, a predicted model, not a curated record